UCCAAGCGGAGAGAAUUUUCUCUUCUCCACUUUGUUUCUUCCCUCACACGCUUUCCAAGCAUGGACACAGUCACCACUCGCAAAAUAAGUUUCCAGCACGAGCUGCACGAAAUCCACACUGUCGGAACUGAACUCUCCGUCACCGUCACGGCCAAGGCCUCCGUCGUCCGAGAGUGGCUCUCCUCAAGGCUCUACUUCCGCCAGCAAUACGUCCGCCGGAAACGCCUCGUCGUCGGCCUCGGCGUCCAGUGGACCGGCGGCUCCGAUUCUCCGGCGGACACGUUGCAGCUUUGCGUUGGCCGCCGUUGCCUCAUCUUCCAACUUGCGCACGCCAAAAGCGUGCCGAAGAAACUCCGCACGUUCCUCCUCGACGCUUCGCACACCUUCGUCGGAUUCUGGAACCACUUGGAUCGGCGGAAGCUGGAGAGUUCGGAGCACGGUUUGGAAAUGGUGAGGGAUCCUCUGGAUCUGAGGCGGUACGCGAAAACCGAGGACGGUGAUGACCUAACUCAAGCAUCGGUGGAGGAAAUCGUAGAGAAAUGUCUUGGUUUCGAAGUUGAGCAGAGGAGCGAGAUCAGCAUGAGCAAUUGGAACGAUGAAUAUCUCAGCGACGAUCAAAUUGCUUAUGCGACGAUUGAUGCUCGCUGCGCGUUCCUCAUCGGUAGGAAAAGCAGGGCUUGGGAACGAACAGGUAAUUCACUCUUUUAAUGCGAAAAUGCUUAAUUGUGUAGAAGCUUUAUUUCCUUGUUCAUGAUGAAUUUUAUAGCUAGUGGUGUACUGGGGUUAAUUGUGCCUACUCUUGAAUUUCACCGGUUUACUCGUAUUGAUGAGAGAUUGAUUUUGGUUUUCGUGAGUGGUAUACUCCA
This is a messenger RNA of Glycine soja, 866 nucleotides long. Its product is annotated as exonuclease 3'-5' domain-containing protein 2-like. Gene Ontology annotation, cellular component: nucleus; cytoplasm. The record is from RefSeq and is a predicted model, not a curated record. Gene Ontology annotation, biological process: nucleobase-containing compound metabolic process. The transcript has a single exon. Lineage: Eukaryota; Viridiplantae; Streptophyta; Magnoliopsida; Fabales; Fabaceae. Gene Ontology annotation, molecular function: nucleic acid binding; 3'-5' exonuclease activity. The coding region runs from base 61 to 708 and encodes 215 amino acids.